This is a messenger RNA of Microdochium trichocladiopsis, 1554 nucleotides long. Its product is annotated as alpha-soluble NSF attachment protein. Bases 244 to 1122 code for a protein of 292 amino acids. The transcript is spliced from 4 exons. The record is from RefSeq and is a predicted model, not a curated record. Gene Ontology annotation, molecular function: syntaxin binding; soluble NSF attachment protein activity. Lineage: Eukaryota; Fungi; Ascomycota; Sordariomycetes; Xylariales; Microdochiaceae. Gene Ontology annotation, cellular component: vacuolar membrane; SNARE complex. Gene Ontology annotation, biological process: SNARE complex disassembly; intracellular protein transport.
GGCUGAAGCUUCUUGUACCCUCCGGGCGGGCUGGCUCAGGUGGUGCAAGUGAGCUGGCUCGCAAUUACGUAGGGGCACCAGUGGACGGGCGAUAGCUGAGCCACUCACCAACACGUCGCCAUCUUCUUUGUAACACCAGGCACCGUCCCGAAGACACCACCUUCCACUUGGACAAGACAACACCAAGUCCUUGUCUCUCUACAACACAUUUCGGUCCUCCAACUCCCAGAACCACUGCGCACGAUGGCUGGAGAUCCCCGUGCGCUGCUCUCCAAGGCGGACAAGACCAUCGCCAGCGCUGGCGGUGGCUUCAGCUUCUUCGGCAACAAGGAGCAGAAGUACCAAGAUGCUGCCGACCUCUACAUCGAGGCGGCCAACGCCUUUCGCAUGCAACAUAUGAACCGCGAAGCUGGUAUGGCUUUCGAGAAGGCAGCCGCUGUGCAGACAAACAACCUCAAAGAGCCCGAUGACGCCGCGAACACAUACGUCGACGCCUUCAAGGUCUACCGUAAAGAGAACCCCGAGGAUGCGAUCCGAUGCCUUGACGUGGCUAUCAACCAGUACUGCAAGAAGGGCAAUUUCCGGCGAGCGGCGCAACACAAGGAGAACAUGGGCGAGGUUCUGGAGAACGACAUUGGUGACAUCAAGAGAGCCCUCGAGGCGUACGAACUGGCCGCUGGCUGGUACGAGGGCGACAACGCCGCAGCACUUGCGAACAAGCUCUGGCUCAAGGUAGCAGACAUUGCUGCACUUGAUGAAAACUACCAGAAGGCGAUCCAGAACUACGAGAAGGUCGCGAGCGCGGCGAUCCAAAACAAUCUUAUGCGCUUCUCCGUCAAGGACUACUUCCUCAAGGCAGGCAUCUGCCACCUCGCGACGGGCGAUAUGGCCUCGAUCAACCGUGCUUUUGAGGUCUACAACGACAUGGACCCCACGUUUGGAACUACGCGCGAGGCGUUGCUGCUGCGGGAUCUGGCGGCCGCGAUCGAGGCGGGUGAUCCCGACGGGUUCACAGACAAGCUCUUCCAGUUUGACCAGAUGAGCAAGUUGGACAAGUGGAAGACAACACUUCUGCUCAGGAUCAAGGGCAAGAUCGAGCAACAGGGCGAGGACUUUUCUUAGUUGUCAGUUUGUAGGGAGGUGUCAGGUUGGGAGAGAGAAUACAUGCGAUAGCUUCCUCUAGACACGUUGAGCAGCAUGUCACCACGUCGAGCUUAUUAUUGCCUAACUAUAAGUAGAUACCAUGUCAGACACUGCCCAGGUUCUUCUUGGGCUGCCAAGAUCAUCCCCGGACAAAGACCUGUGAAGGGAAUCCACUGCAAUGGGGAGGGAGGCACCACGGAGCAGUGACAAAAUCAGUCUCACUGCCUAGAAAGGGCCGUUGGUUGCUGGAAUCGCUCCAAGGGUGGUCCUGCUCUCUUUGAUCAACCGCACCACGGCAUGAGAAACUGCGGGUCCGCCGCUCUCAAUAGCCCGAGGCCUCAAGCAGAACGCUUGCGCGCAAGGCGACUUAGUGGGGUGAAGUGCGAUAAGAUAAGCAAAAAAGUUAUGGAU